CUACACGACUCAAAGUCAUGCUAACGGUUGUGUACGCAGCUACAUUGGUCUAACGGAAGGUUGGCUUUAACGUUGAUUUCGGUGGUACAAGACCCUGGCAAAUAGUAAAACCAAAACCGUAGACAAGGGACAAGUUGGUAUUGCCUUCAUUUAGAAAUGGAAAAAUGCUAGUAAUAUUAAUUAGUGAUGCACUUCCUAAUACCUAAUACAUUUUGUUUGAAUAAGGUAUUUUUCUGUUUUUCUUUUUUUGUUGUUGUUGUUGUUUCUAAAAGAGAUUCAGACAGUUUUUUUAUCACGUGUCUGCUGGAUGAAGGGUGCAGUGAAUACAUGAUAAAUGAAAGAUGGAACUCGGAUGGAUGUUUCUCGAGACAUGAAGCAUGUCAUCUUAGAGAAACUUGGAGAGACCAUGUACAAGUACACGGCAUACCCCACACAUAAAUGCUGUAAAGAAGUGGCCUCUGCACUGGUUGUAAAGCAUCCCUGUCUGAAGGAAGUUGGAUCACCCAGCGGAGAUUGUGGAUGGAAGAAUAGCAUUAAGUUCAAGAAAAUGAGAAGAUCUGGAAUGGCUGAUGUCACGGUGAACAAGCGGAGGAAGGAUUUCCCUGAAGGAGAGACAUCAGUCAGACGACAGCUUGAAAGUGAAGCAAAGAAAAGGCUUCCUGACUCAGCUGAUGUGAAGAAAAUGAUGGAUCAGACAUUCUGUUUGUGACACGAAGAAAUUGUGGAAGAACAGCCUCCAGUCAAAAGGAUGAUGGAACGGCGGCCUCUGCUGUUCACAGAAAUCAGGUGUUCGCCGAGUUCUGUAGAGUUGCAAGUAAGAACCUCAAGAAAGACUUCUAUGAAGCUCUGGACCACCACACCACUCCUCCAGCCAAUCAAUACGCAAGCCAAUGACAUCUCAACAAGACGCACUGCUGUCCUGCAAUGUCUGCCUCUGUAUGUUGGAGAUAAUUCCACUGAAUUCUUCCUCGGCUGCUCAGAUUCGGACACUGUAUAUGACUUCACCCAGGUCCCUGUUGGGGUUCUUAGAGCCAUGACUGAGGACACACCACCACAGAUGAACAGCUUUGCAAUCAUCCUUGAAGGAAACAUUGUAAUGGACGAGAUUUCUACAACCUCUCAAGCACUUUGUCUUCUCUUUGGCUUAAUGUAUGCACUCCAUCUGGAUUAUCCCAAAGGUGUGAAGAGCACAUUUGAGUUCAUCCAGAAGAUAUUGUUGAACCUCGGGACAACAAAAGCUCAGCCCAAAACUGCAAACACUAAAAAAUGCUCUUUUGAGCUAGAUGUAGGCUAGCUGUACUUGUUGUCUACAUGAGUGUGGGUAUGAUGGGGCUGAACAAAACAUUAUUGAAUAUUGUAUGUAUUUAUUUGAACUGAAUUGGAUAUUAUAUUUGACUUAUAUAUACAUAUAUAUAUGUGUGUGUGUGUGUGUGUGUGUGUGUGUGUGUGUUUUAAUAAUGAAACUGUGGCAAAUUACUUUGUUGUGGAGCUGCAGAGGUUGCCAUAUUGUAUAAGAAACUGUGUUUGGUUCAUCACCCUCAUAAAAAUUAUGAAGCUUUACAAUAACUGUCAAAAGAAUUGCAGUAGGAUUAUUUUGUUUGUGUUUUUUUUCUGCUAACAGAAGGGUUUGGACUGACGCUGAACAAUUAAAGCAUAAACAAAAAUUGCUAUAUAGCUAAGUACUAUUAUUUAGAUUGGAGUAUAUAUGUAAUUUUGAAAUAAGAUCAAACGUUGCAAACUCUAUUAAAAGUUCUACAGAGAUGGUCUGACCUAAAAAAAAAUUGCAUUGUAUUAGAAAAUGUCUUGUCAAUAUAGCAGUGGGAUAACAUUUUUCUGUUUUUAUUUAUCUGCCAUUGUUCAGCCAAACUUGACCUUUGAUAGUAACUUUCAGACAACUUUCAGAAUAAAACAGCAUGUAGAUUGUUGUCAUUGUUCACAAAUAAUGAAAUAAAAAUGUAAUAUGGAUUUUAUAAUGCUAUUGAAAAUUUUUCAUAUUAGCUAAACUGCGGUAUAUUAAGUGCAUUUUAUUUAAAUUAAAAACUGCUCACUUACUUUGUUACAGUAUAUUAAUUUAAUGUGAAUUAUCUUAAAUGAGUUCCUGUCAACAUCAUUAAAGUGUAAGACACUAAGAUACCUGAAGUGUAGUGUAUAAUAAUUUUCAAGUAAUGCCCACUUAUUUUGGCAGAAUAU
Melanotaenia boesemani (Boeseman's rainbowfish) is the source of this 2190-nucleotide messenger RNA. RefSeq lists its product as uncharacterized. Bases 749 to 1294 code for a protein of 181 amino acids. The transcript is spliced from 6 exons. Lineage: Eukaryota; Metazoa; Chordata; Actinopteri; Atheriniformes; Melanotaeniidae. The record is from RefSeq and is a predicted model, not a curated record.